AUUGUUUCCUGAGCCCCUCAGACCAACAUGGACUCGGUCCUGGACCCGUUCUCUGCGCUGCACGCUCUGUCCUCCCCUCCGUACUUCGAUGAGGACGAGUUCUUCACGGACCAGUCCUCCAGAGACGGACACUUGGACACGAAGGACUUCCUGGACGAGGACAUGGACUUCCUGACCUCUCACCUCCAGGACUAUUACAGCAGAGACGGAGGAGGCCGAGCGGAGGGAGACCUGGACCUCAACGACCUGUCCUUCUCCUCCUCCUCCUCCUCCUCCUCCUCCUCGUACGGCUGCACCUCGGACCUGUCCCCUCACAUGGGCCGGUCGGGUCUGGCUCUGAAGCGCCGGCGGCUCCGCUCCGAGGUGGAGCUGCAGCAGCUGCGGCAGGCCGCCAACGUGCGCGAGCGCCGGAGGAUGCAGUCCAUCAACGAGGCGUUCGAGGGUCUGCGCUCCCACAUCCCGACGCUGCCCUACGAGAAGAGACUGUCCAAGGUGGACACGCUGCGCCUCGCCAUCGGCUACAUCAACUUCCUGGCCGAGCUCGUGCAGUCCGACCUGCCCAUCAGAAACUCCAGCAGCGACACGCACGCGCAGCCCAAGAAAGUCAUCAUCUGCCACCGAGGAACAAGGUCCCCCUCUCCCAGUGAUCCGGACUACGGUCUGCCCCCCCUGGCGGGCCACUCUCUGUCCUGGUCCGACGAGAAGCAGCUCCGGGACCACAACAUCAUCCGGACCGCUAAAGUGUGGACCCCGGAGGAUCCGCGGAAACUGCACGGCCCGGUGGGCCUGACGGACAUAGAGAACGAGCCUCCCUUCAGCCUGGUGGCCUGACCAGAACCGGGCCGACUGGGUCCGGUCCUGCUUGGGUCUCUCAGUGUGUUUCCAGUUUUAUCAUGUUGAUAAUUGUAAUUUUUUUUCUAUAAUUCAGGCAAUCAUGUAUUUAUUUCUGACAUGUGAUAAUUUAUACAGAAGAAAAAGUCUAUAUUUUAAUUUAUGAGAGAAAAGUUUUUUAUUUUUCUGUUGUGAAAAUAAAAACACCUGCUGAUAAAAA
Messenger RNA from Austrofundulus limnaeus, 1051 nucleotides. It is a transcript of the gene ptf1a, whose product is annotated as pancreas associated transcription factor 1a. The coding region runs from base 28 to 831 and encodes 267 amino acids. The transcript has 2 exons. NCBI's taxonomy places the organism in Eukaryota, Metazoa, Chordata, Actinopteri, Cyprinodontiformes, Rivulidae. The record is from RefSeq and is a predicted model, not a curated record. Gene Ontology annotation, molecular function: DNA-binding transcription factor activity, RNA polymerase II-specific; protein dimerization activity; RNA polymerase II transcription regulatory region sequence-specific DNA binding. Gene Ontology annotation, biological process: regulation of transcription by RNA polymerase II; developmental process.